This is a messenger RNA of Dermacentor silvarum, 915 nucleotides long. Its product is annotated as glycerophosphodiester phosphodiesterase 1. The record is from RefSeq and is a predicted model, not a curated record. The coding region runs from base 1 to 915 and encodes 304 amino acids. The transcript has a single exon. Lineage: Eukaryota; Metazoa; Arthropoda; Arachnida; Ixodida; Ixodidae. Gene Ontology annotation, molecular function: phosphoric diester hydrolase activity. Gene Ontology annotation, biological process: lipid metabolic process.
AUGGUCUGGCAGUACGUGACCCCUAUCGUCGGAUCGUUGUUGGCCCUCUUCCUUGCCGUGCUGUAUUUCACCGGGCCCGCCGACGAUGCCCUUGCCGCCGAAGUGAUUCUCGGUGACAGGCGCGAUGACGAUGGUUGGCUGCCACCGGCGUUCGUAGACUUCACAGGAGCCAUUAACGCGCCGCAGAACACGCUGGCGGCAAUCCAUGAAGCGAACAGGACGGGGGCCUCGGGAAUCAAGCUCUAUUUGGCCAUCCAGGGCUACAGCAUCGGGGUACUCAUCCACGACAGGAAGGAGCUGGAGAGAGCCGCGAAACGCAGGCGUAUGCUGAAGGCAACGAAAGACCUGAACCGACUCCGAGCGAACGAUGUCGGCGAGGACGGCGAGCGGGCACCGACGCUGAAGGAAGGCGUCGAGGAGUGCCUCCGUCUUGGCCUUCGGGUAAUCGUGGACGUCCAGGAACACGACAUCCACUCCGUGUUCCACAUCGUCAACCUGUUCCGCGAGCGACCCGAAAUAUAUAGACGAGUUCUGGUCGUCUCUCCCAGUCCGAAGUUUCUCGUUCACCUGGAUGGUGGUCGCAUCGUGACGGCGCUAACCCGGCCUGCUGGAUCCUAUGCGUACGAGGACGAGCAGAACACCAAGCGACGCUAUGAUAAAAUCCUGUGGCACCUGAUUGCGAAGGCCGCCGACUGGCUACUCGAAUGGUCCUUCGAUUGUGGCCUGCUGACUCACCUGACCAUGGUUUCGGCGGUGCUAGUCAACGCAAGCGUGAUCAGCCCCCAGUACGUGCGCUCUUGGAGGGACUGCGGCAUGCGUGUCAUCGCGCUGGCUUCGAACGACUGGGCUGAGCACGAUUACCUUCGUCGAGUUGUUCAAGUGCCUAUCGUUACAAGCAACUUACGUCGUAGUUAG